AUGGAUUCUCCGAAUGUCAUUGAAGGGUGGCACAAGCUACCAUAUGAGAUACAACUGGAAAUCCUGGAAUUCGCACUCACACCUCCAAUUAAACUUCCAGCCCCUUCAGAGGUUCAAUCUGGUGACUGCGCGAGAGUAUGGUUCCGACUAUGGAACAGGAGACCCAAGAAUUUAGCGAGGGACCUACUUCUGGUGAACAAACGGUUUCACGACGAUACUCAGCGCAUUAUCAAAUUUAUGCUAGAAGUGUACCACCUCGACGUCAUGGUUGUCAAAGAUUACGGACUUUGGACAACUUGGUACCUCCCGAAACUGCCCAAGUUUACCCACGUCGAUGAAGUGACCGUCACAUUUCGCAUCUUUGGAUCCGCUGGUGAUCUCCAAAGUUAUUUCAAGAACACUCUGGAUUACGCGGACAAGAUAACACAUGCGAUGCGGGAUCUUCAUAACCUUUUUGCCCAUCUGAUCGGCAUUGGGCCCGGGUUUUUCUCCAAGCGCAACCGUGGUAACUUUUUUAUCUAUUGA
Fusarium poae is the source of this 525-nucleotide messenger RNA. RefSeq lists its product as uncharacterized. NCBI's taxonomy places the organism in Eukaryota, Fungi, Ascomycota, Sordariomycetes, Hypocreales, Nectriaceae. Bases 1 to 525 code for a protein of 174 amino acids. The record is from RefSeq and is a predicted model, not a curated record. The transcript has a single exon.